ACAAGAGACAGAAAUUCAGCACAGAAGAGGAGUAUUCUAUCCAUAUAUGGAUGUGUGUGCAAAGCAUCUCUGCAGGUGAUGACUUUGAUGCUGAAAUUGAAAACACAACAGAAAAUGGUGACACCCCAAAAACACAGACAUUUUUUUUCUACGUAGAAUUUGACAAAAGCUCAUCGUAUAUGGGCCCGCACCUCUAGUAUACUGUCCCAACUCUCACGUAUUCUUCUUCCUCUUCUGCCACACAACAAACAGCAACACCAACAACAACAACGUUGUAAAAGUUCUCCCCUUUCACUUUCUCACGAUCCCAUAGUAACCUUCUCUCUCUUCUUUCUGCCACUUUUUCUCAGUCUUUAAUGGCUGCCCGCAUAAAAAUUCCGCGUUAAACAAUCGUGGGUCGGUGCAAGUUAGCAUUUUUCUUAUCUUUUGGGUUGUCAAAAAGAAACCCAAUAGGAAAAGUCUUGUUCUUUUUCUUUUGGGGUGGUCUUUUUUUCUUUUGGUAAAAUUUGAUGCCAGUUUCACCCCCCCCCCCCCCCCCCCCCCCCCCCCCAAAAAAAAAACAUUGUUCUGUGAGAAUAUAGUGUUCACAAGGCAUUUUUUCUAUCUACCUAUAUGUGUCUUGGUGAAACUGAGGCUGAGGGAGAGUUUGGUGAUACAGAUUGUUUUUUUUUUUGUUUUGUUGUAGAGUUUCAGUGAGAAUGGUGUGCAAGAGUUCACAGUUGAGUGGGAAUGUCUUGGGAAACACCUCUAUGAUGAUGUGUUGUUGUUGUUGCUAAAUUAUUGGGGAACUAAUUGGAUGUUUCUUCUGUGGUGAAAGAAGAUAAAUGCACUGUUGAUUUCAUUCAUGGUUCUGUUAUGCAGAAAUUAUGGAGUUCUGUUUCAAUUGGUGAUUGUGACAUUUGGAUUUGACAGUGCUGGGACCAAGCUUUUGUGUGUGUGAAGCUUUUUUUAUGUUAUUAUCAAAUUUUUUCAUUACGUUUAAUCAUUCAACUUUCUUUUUCCCAUAUUGGAAGAAAGGGGGGAUUCACUGAAUAAUGGUGGCUAGGUGUCUCAAUUGCUUGCCCUUUUUUCUUUGAUGGGAAGAGUGGACUGCAAUUUUCAGCUUUUUGCUGUGGAACAUGUUCUGGUUAUGGUCUGUGCAUGAAGAAAGAAGGCAUUGAUACCUUUCCCUCCAAAGAAAUCUUAUAUUGCUUCUCUGAGAUUCACUCGGUUAGGAAACUUGGGGGAGUGAAAUUGGAAUUCUUAAAUGCUUUGAGAGUGAACUCACCAAGCUGCAUCUCAGCCUUAUGCUCCUUCAACAUGUUGAGUAAGAAAAAUCCCGGACUAUAGGUUGUGCAAGAUUACAGUGAGAGGAGUUUUGUAUGAGCAUAGGCAACAUAAGGUCAAUAUUACCUUAUUAGCAUCCUGAGAAAAGGGAAAAAAGGAAAAACGGAAGUCAACUGUGCCAAUCAAUCAUUAUGGCAAAGAGGUGCCAAAGAUUCCCUGUGAAUUAUGAGAAAGAUCAGUCAGGAUGUAUGUGGGGUUUUAUUAGUAUAUUUGACUUUCGUCAUGCCCGCUUUACUCGGAAGUUGAUUGCGGAUAGGAGGCAUGGCAGCAAGCAUGCUGUUGGUGCUGCACUUACCAAGAACAAGUUUGAAGUGUUGAGCAAUUUGGAUGAAGAAUAUGAAGGCAAUUUUGACAGAGGAGAGAGUAAGAGACUAACACUGACAAAUGAUGCAGAUAAGCUUAGUGUGAAGAAACUCAUAGAAGAAGAGAUGAUCAUUGACCAGGAUGAAAUAAAGGACCAAGGUAAUGCUGAAGUAGAAUCAAAGCAAUCCAGAUUAGGGCAUGAAGGCCCCCCAAAGACAGAUUCCAAAAGAAAAAAGAAAUCUCGCAAGAAAAGCCGUGAUAUGGAUAGCCAUGAUUUGAAUUCAGAUGCAACCUUGAAAUCUGAAUUUUCACAUAAACCGCAUUCAAGACAACAGUCAAAAGAUAAUCUAGAUUUGAACAAAAUAAUGGAUGAUUUUUGUCAUGUUGAAGCUGCUUGUUCCAUGAUGAAUGAUGAUCAUGGCAAAAUUGAUGAACAGUCAAACCAAAAGCAUGUUAUCUCUGAAAACCUAGCUAAUGCAAUCCAUGAAUUUGCAAAUCAGAUGAGAUUGAAUGGGAAAGAUCUGCCUGAAGAUGGACAAUUGCUUAGCUCACAUGAACUCAUGGAAGCACUUCAGGUUAUAAGUUCAGAUAAGCAAUUGUUUCUUAGACUUCUACAAGACCCUAAUUCACACUUAUUGAAAUACAUUCAGGAGUUGGAAAAUGCUCAAGGGAGAGGUGGCAAAGAAUGCAGUUCAGUUACCAGCUCCAACUGCUCUGAACAUGAACUUGUUAAACUGAAACAAACUAGGGAGACUGCCAACCGCAAGCAUCGUAACUUUUUCAGGAAAAGGGUGAAGUCUCAACCAAAAGAUUCAACAAAUGAAAAUGAGAAAACUGAAUUUUCAAAUAGAAUUGUCAUUUUGAAACCUGCCCUAACAGGCAUGCAAAUUUCUGAAAGUGGAAACAACCUUGCCUCAACGCUAAAUUCUCAUGACAUCGCCCAGUACAAAAAUCCUUCAGUGAGAGUUGGUUCACAUUUUUCUCUUACAGAGAUAAAAAGGAAAUUGAAAUGUGCUAUGGGAAAGGAGAGGCAUGGAAACCCUGAAUUGAUCCCACGCAAACUCCCCGUUGAACGUCAAAAUAAGCUGCCAAGAGGAAAAUGCAAAGAUAAUGCUGGAAUGAGAUCUCCUAAUAAAGACCAUUUCUUCAUUGAAAAAAUUACAAGACCAAUGUUUAAUGUAGUGAAAGGAAACAAGACCGGUACAAUGAAAGACUCUGAAUUGAAUGUGGAACAUGAAAGUGGUAUUCCCAAUCAAAGUGUUUCUAACAUAUAUAUUGAGGCUAGGAAACAUCUGUGUGAGAUGCUAGAUAAUGCUGAUGAGAACACAAACAUUUCAAGCAGGCAGAUGCCCAAAACCCUUGGGAGAAUACUUUCUCUUCCCGAGUACAACUUUUCAAGUCCUGGAAGGGAUUUAGAGCAUCAUUCCGUGACUGCACAGGCAAGAUUUUCUUCCUCAGACAAAACUAGGGAGGUUAGUGAGGAUAAGUUGUCCCCCAAACCAGCAACACGUAUUGGUCUUCCAGAUCAGGAAAUUAACAAUUCAGAGAAGCAGUCAAGCAUUUGUGAUGAAAGAUCUGACAAUAAAGUUCAAGAAAUUAAGUUGGUGUCGAAUCUCUCCCAUGAUGUUAAUCAUGUCAAUACAUCUGAAGCCUGUUAUCCUGUUAGAGAUGAGAUAGUUACUGAAGGUAAUGUAGAAUCUACAAAAGAGAAAAAUGAUUUGGAAUCGUCUUUGGAUCCAAAUGGUUUCAUCAUAGGAAAGGACCAAAAUAUUGAUAUCUCAGAAAUUCCUGAUGGUGCAGGAUGUUCUGAAUGUUUGAAUCAGAUUCUUCUACAGGACAUACCAGAAGAGAACCAAUCAUCAUCUCUACUGUCAUCUCCUCAAUCUUCCAUCACUAAGAAAAUUGAAGAGCUAGAAAAUGGUACAGAUGUAUCUGGGCGACCGAGUCCUGUAUCUGUUCUUGAUACAUCAUUUUCAGAUGAUGACUUUGGCCCUGGGCACUCCAGAUAUCAACCUGUUAAAUUACCAGUACAACCUCUACAAAUUAAAUUUGAAGAGCACGACUCUUCACCUGCAGAACAAUUUGAUAGAAGAAAAUAUUGUUUUGAAGAAAGUGAAUUGAUAUAUGACUACAUCAAAGCUGUCUUGCAUGCCUCUGGCUUAACUACAGAUCAGUUGUUGAUGAAAUGCCUUUCCUCAGACAAGAUACUGGAUCCUUCCUUGUUUGAUCAGGUAGAGCUCUUCUCGAACCUGCUUUGCAACAAUCAGAAGCUCCUAUUUGACUCUAUCAAUGAAGUUCUCAUGGAGAUUUGUCAGCAUUACUUUGGGGCCUCACCUUGGGUUUCGUUUGUAAAUCCUAGCACAAGGCUAACUCCAAGUAUGAAAAGGGUUACUUUAAAGGUCUGGGAAGGAGUGUGCUGGCAUAUGCUUCCCUUGCCCCCACCACGCACUUUAGAGCAAAUUGUUAGGAAAGACAUGGCAAGAAGGGGGACAUGGAUGGACCUUGGACUUGACACGGAAACAAUUGGUUUUGAGAUGGGUGAGGCCAUUCUUGCUGAACUGAUGGAAGACACCAUUUUGAGCCUUGUGAUUGAAAGUCCAGAAAGUAAAUGUUUCUCUGCUUCAAUUUGAGUUGAAGAACAAUGAGAGCAGCUUCCACUUAAAAGACAACUCACUGCCUUUUGAUCAUGCAAGAUGUUAAAGGAAUUCACAUGUGUGAGGUGGAAGGAAAGUAGAGAGGUGAUGAAAAUUGAUCAGGAAGAAUAAUGGAGAGUUAUAGACUUCUUUAAAGCAUAUACAUGGACCUUGGUAAUGUUUCUUUUCACCCUACCUGACUAUUUUGAUAUUGGAUAGUAUAAUGUGAGUGAGAUUGAGGAUACUCAAAUAAGUCACAAGAAGUAAAUUUUGAUAUUGGAUAGUAUAAUGUGGAAAAAAAAUUAAGCUUGUUUACAAUGACAAACAGACAAAGCGACAGUUCUAUUCGGUGUGUGACUCACUUCACCCAGUGAAGGCCAAAGGUGUUUGAUUGUAGAUUUUGUAAAGUUUGAUUUGCUGAUCCCAUUAGAUGGUGUGUUGUAAUUUUGUUUGUAUCAUCCUUUGUAUACUUGCUUUUUGGUUAACCUAUAUUGAUUUCACAAAGUUUGGAAAUAAUGUACACUCAGCUUUCUGUGGUUUCGAAGGGAAGAACUGAGCAGAAAUAUGAAUGACAAGUUGACAAUAAAGAAACUAGGAAGCUGCAGCAUGCUUUAAAACUCUCCGUGUGAA
Molecule: messenger RNA, 4892 nt
Organism: Glycine soja
Lineage: Eukaryota; Viridiplantae; Streptophyta; Magnoliopsida; Fabales; Fabaceae
Exons: 7
Coding region: 1458-4259 (933 amino acids)
Source: RefSeq, a predicted model, not a curated record